Molecule: messenger RNA, 555 nt
Organism: Ylistrum balloti
Lineage: Eukaryota; Metazoa; Mollusca; Bivalvia; Pectinida; Pectinidae
Exons: 3
Coding region: 1-555 (184 amino acids)
Source: RefSeq, a predicted model, not a curated record
AUGGAAACUUUACUGUCAUCAGCUCCAUCAAACACCACUGCCACUGACAGAAUUAACAGUGCGCUAGCGACACUGAGGAAUGAAAUGGCUGACCUACGGCAACAAGAUGUGAUGUUAAUGAAACAGCUCAUCAACAUUAAUGACACUAUCCAGAGUCUAGCUAAACGACGGCCAAGUUCACACAGACCACUGAAGAAAAAAUUAUCCUUUGUCAACGGACGAAGAGCAUUUGUGAAUAGUGAUGAAUCCAUUCCCGAAAACACCUCACACAUACAACAAAAACGAAUGACAUGGACUUCCAGCAGUUCUUUUGGCAGUAUUGAUUCCUCCAGUUCUACUGAAGACAUGGGUUUUAUGGAUUCUGACAGUGAUGACAGUCUUUGUAGUUCAGAUCAAACCCUAAGUGACUCAUUAUCCUCCGUAACGUCGAGAUCCUUGUUCAUCGCUAAAAUAUCAGAAACAGACGAUCAAUCGGAUGAAGAAAUUUUCAGAAGAAACAUCAAAUUAUGGAAAUUUUCUCAGUCAGAAAGCUUCGAACAUUCCGUUGUGUCUUGA